AUGUCCGCUAAAGCGCUCGCGAUACCUUUGCCUGACUUUAUAGAGGACACAGUAUCUGGCCAGACUGAGGAGACAAAUCCGUACGUGAAGGCUGUCAACAGAAUUACUGACACUGUGGUUUUCAGAUUAACACGGCCGAUCCUACUGUGGGACUUCGUAUUCUAUAUGACCGGUACCGGUCGCCAGUUUAAGAAAGACUGCGAUUUCGUGCAUUCUGUGGCGGAGAAAGUCAUAGACAAGAGGAAAGAGACUUUAGUAAGGGCCGCUAUCGUUACGGAGAAGCGUUUCGUCGACUUCUUGGAUAUUUUGUUGACGGCACGGGAUGAGACGUGGAACGGACUUACGCGCAUCGAGAUCAGAGACGAAGUCGACACCUUCCUGGUCGAAGUUUCUAUCCAGGCGGAGCUCAGGAUGCUUCUAUGGUAA
Molecule: messenger RNA, 426 nt
Organism: Dreissena polymorpha
Lineage: Eukaryota; Metazoa; Mollusca; Bivalvia; Myida; Dreissenidae
Product: cytochrome P450 4F6-like
Exons: 5
Coding region: 1-426 (141 amino acids)
Molecular function (GO): monooxygenase activity; iron ion binding; oxidoreductase activity, acting on paired donors, with incorporation or reduction of molecular oxygen
Source: RefSeq, a predicted model, not a curated record